AUGUCCUGGUUGUCUCCGGUCCAAUGGGCCAAAUGGACAUGGUCAGCAGUGACAGGAGGUGGAGGAGAUGAUGGGCAACCAACAGCCAAAGAGGAAAAUUCAGACUCCGAAGGGACCUUUGAGACUCCAGAGGCUGAGUCCCCACAACUUGUGAAGCUGAUAGGCCAACUGGACAACUCCACUCACACAGAUUCUGAUAUUUCGAAUCAAAUUCUUUACAAGAACUCCAAUCAAAACGUUACCACAGCUCCGUCCCAAGAGGUUGACUCCCUGAACAAUCUCACUGGCUCCUCUCGUAACAAUGGAGGCUUAAGUUUGGAUCAGAACCUCAAUUUGACCCUAUGCACAAAACCUGGACCUGAAGAGGGCCUCUCCUCAUCCAGCCAUCUGUCCCAGACUCUGCGCCCGCCAUCUCUGCCUGUGGUCUCUCCACUGAAUAAACCUGAUCCGUCAGAGGUGGACGAAGAGGCCCCGGUGACGUCUGACUCCAGCCCAGACUCAAACUUGACCACCAGUGAUGACAUUUGUAUGGAUCAAGAUUUGCUCAAUGGGAACAGAAGAGAAAUUAGAUUGAGCCAUGAGACCGACAACCCAGUUAUCAUAAACACCUGUAAAGCAAAGCAAAACCAGCCAAUGCAGAAGGACUUGGGUGGAAAGGAUGACCAUCAUGGAGGCCACGCUACUGACGAAGAGAAGCUGGCAAGCACUUAUGAGGACACGUGCAAACUGAAGAGCUCAUCAGGGGGAAGUGAAAUGCAGAAAACGGGAACUCAGGUCCUGGAUUCCAUCUGCAUCAGUGAGGCAGAAAAACAGGCAGUUCUCACCCUUAUCAGAGAGGAGAUCAUCACGAAGGAGGCUGAAGUCAGUGACUGGAAGAAAAAGUAUGAGCAGAGCAAACAAGAAGUGAAUGAAAUGAGGAAAAUUGUCGCCGAAUAUGAGAGAACAAUUGCUCAGAUGAUUGAAGACGAGCAGCGCAACACUCUGAGCUCCCAGAAGGCUUUGCAUGCUGUGACGAUGGAGAAGGAGGCCGCCCUGGCAGACCUGAACUCUGUGGAACGCUCGCUUUCCGAUGUCUUUCGGCGUUACGAAAACAUGAAGAGCACCCUUGAGGGUUUUAAGAAAAAUGAAGAGGUGCUGAAGAAGUGUGCUCAGGAGUAUUUGGCCAGAGUCAAGCAGGAGGAGCAGAGAUACCAGACACUAAAACUGCAUGCAGAGGAGAAACUAGACAAGGCUAACGAGGAGAUUGCACAGGUGAGGACGAAGUCGAGCUCAGAGAAUAUGGCGUUAACUGCUAGCCUGAGGAAGGAGCAGAUGAAGAACGAGUCUUUGGAGCAAGCUCUGCAGCAGAAGAAUCAAGAGAUCGAGGAACUCACAAAGAUCUGCGAUGAGCUGAUUGCUAAAAUGGGAAAAAUAGACUGA
Messenger RNA from Menidia menidia (Atlantic silverside), 1419 nucleotides. The record is from the annotation of a GenBank genome assembly. NCBI's taxonomy places the organism in Eukaryota, Metazoa, Chordata, Actinopteri, Atheriniformes, Atherinopsidae.